CUGCCUGCACCCCCUCUCCGAGCUCGCAGGCCGCUCACAGUCCCUCCGCGGGACGUUCACUCUUUUUCAUCACGUUCUUUUGCCUCUCGGUCUCACAAAAACAACGAAAUGUCGGCCCAGUUCCUUGUCGAGAAGUCUAGCGUCCAUCGCCGCGGCCUAGCGGGAGGUGUCCGCCGGUUGAACAAGCGUUGGGUCUACACCCCGACGGCGAUCUUCACCACGGAUACGGACAUCUUGCUCCCUACCACUACCUCGGAUGUUGCUGCUGACCCCAACGCUACUGUCACAACGUCUGCCAUUGUGCCGACCACUUCGGCCACGGGCAUAAUUCCGGUUGCGUCCACAACCAGCUCGUCCACCGCUGUCGCCGCCGCAACGUCCACUCCCGCCACUACGUCUGCUACGGUCGCUACGCCUGUGCCCACCACUACGUCUACCUCGAGUGUUGCACCAACCACUACUCAGCAACAGCAAGCCCAGCAAGCUGCUACGACUCCGGCGACCACCCAAGCACCGACCACGACCACCCGGACGGUGGCCAAUGCUCUCACUGAGGUGACUCAGACGUUGACUUCCACUCGUGCUGGCAGUGCAGCUGCAGCUUCAAGCGCUAUUGCGAGCCCGUCGGCGUCCACCACUCCUACUUCCACAACAAGCCCUGGGUUGGUUGGGGGUGGUAUCAUCGCAGCUGUUGUCGGUGUUGCUGGUAUACUGUUCGCUGUGGUUUACUUCAUCCGCCGUUCACGCAAGACUAAUGACGAUGAGGACGAUGGAAAUGAGUUUAACGCUCAGGCUUUCCGGCGUCAAUCUGUCGUGCUCCAAGACGAUAACUAUCCGGUUAUGAGCCGCGCCAUGACUGUCAACCGCAAUGGCAACACGCCCCGGCCUCCGACUAUGAUUGAGCGCAAGAUGGCCAACACCCCGGCUCCGUACGACGUUCCGGCGAUGUCUCAUCCUUACGGAUACUCAGGCGCUUAUGGCCAGCCGUCCUUCGCUCCGGGUCAGGUUAUGACCCCUGGUCCGUACACUCCGACCUCAGUCAAUUCGGCCAACCCCUUCUUCUCGCCCUACGGCGACUCACCCAUUGGUACUCCUGUCUCUGUCGCAGCAUACAACACUGCAUACACUGAAGAUGGACACGCGAUCUCACGCCAGCCCUCCAAUGGCUCCUCUGCUAUCCUCUCUCGCCAACCGUCGUCCGCUGCUCUUUCUACGCCGCCGGCAGUUGACGGAGCGCAGUAUGUUGACCUGAACCGGUCCAGUGUGACGCCCUUCCAGGCCGCCCAGUAUGCCGAGAUCUCCCGCCGCCUGAACACCAACCCGCCCCAGCCUUUGCCCGCUUCUGAGGUCGCGGAGGUUGCAGAGGAACUCGCCGAGCACGAAGGAGCCGCUCCGGUACUGUCCCCGAGGACAGUUGAGCCUCUUGAGCUCCAGCCGACACUGAGCUUUGACGAGCCGCGGCGCUUCACCGUACAGCCGACGCCGAAAGAGAGCGCCUUCCCCGAGUCGCCCUUCGCCGACCCGACUAUGAGCUUCCACGAAGAGCAAUUGCAGCACGCCCCGGAGCGCGAUUCGUUCCCCAUGCCGCCGUCGCCGACGUACUCAUCGAAGUCGCGCGUCACAUCCAAGCCGCCUACGCUCCCGGAGAUCCAGAUCCAGCAACGCCCCUUCUCGCCGGUGUCGCUCGACUUCCCGCUCGUGCCCUCAACGCCGCACGUCGCGCCCUCGCCGCUCGGCUCGACGUUCACCAUGCCAUCACCUCCCGCCGACGCACACUUCUCCGAGCCCGCUUCUCCUGCCACACCCGUGUCGCGCGGCCAGGUCGUGCCGAUGAGCAAGCGGCCGGACACGGUGUACACCCUCUACGAUGAGGACGACGCCUACGCCGGUAUCUGAACCAGCAGACUUGUAUCACCACCAUCCGCGGCUUCCCUUCUCGCGAUCUGACGCGCCCACUGUGGCGCGUUUCGGCGCGGAGGUGCACGCGUUGUAGCAUUGCUCCCCUGUUCGACAUCUGUCUUGUCUUACUUAUCCUUUGGUGUGUGUCCCUGUGCUUGUGUUCCAUUGGCGUAAUUAUGCGGCGGCGGGGCAGAACUGGAUUCUCUGGGCGCGCGAGCAUGCACCUCGUCCUUCGCCUGUCACUUCCACCCAUCCCUGCCCAGCGUAACGGCUGCCGGCUCCUCCUUCUCCCUGUUUGUGCUACCCAUGCUCGCUCCCUCUGGCGGUUGAUCCUCUUCCUGUGUUUCACGGCUCUAGAUGAGAUCCCCCUACAGUACACCCCGGUUCGCUCUAAUGCGGGCCCUCCUUCCCUCCUCUCUCUCUCUGUUCCCCUCUGCGUUCCGUAUCGUUUGGUGUCGCUCCUGCCCGCGUUCGCUCCUUCACUUCCUCUUCCGUGCGGGCGGAGCCGUGUCGCUUUGCUCGAUUGGCGUAGGUACCUGGGAAGCCUCCUCCGUCUCCACUGGGCAACGAGCCGCUACAAUCUCGUCGAUACCUCGUUUACGCUUAUUACCACAAUUUCUAUGUUCAUGUCACGCCGAAGAUCUA
Molecule: messenger RNA, 2544 nt
Organism: Trametes versicolor FP-101664 SS1
Lineage: Eukaryota; Fungi; Basidiomycota; Agaricomycetes; Polyporales; Polyporaceae
Exons: 3
Coding region: 109-1896 (595 amino acids)
Source: RefSeq, a predicted model, not a curated record